Molecule: messenger RNA, 4188 nt
Organism: Volvox carteri f. nagariensis
Lineage: Eukaryota; Viridiplantae; Chlorophyta; Chlorophyceae; Chlamydomonadales; Volvocaceae
Exons: 18
Coding region: 1-4188 (1395 amino acids)
Source: RefSeq, a predicted model, not a curated record
AUGCGCGCCGCUGGAGACUUGGCUCUUGUCACAAGUGAAAAACGCAUUACCUUGGUGAAAAGGAUAGUUGAGGAGCUACAAUGCAUUGCUGAGCUUACAGACGACAAUGUGGACGUUGUUUCAGUGGUCGGACAGCUGGAGCGGGAGGCCUACAACUCUGCCUCGAACAUGGGCCAGUACUUCAGUGCGCUGGGCACACGCACCACCCGACUGCGAGUCCUGCUGCUUCAAUCCGCUGCUCGUGCGGCAAGCGAGGCAGGGAACACCGCCGCCGCUGCCGCUGCUGCUGCCGCUGCCGCGGCGGCGGCGGCGGUAGCAGAAGAGGACGCAACCGCCGAACUGGAUACGUGGGCGUCAGGUGGGGCAAGUGCGGGAGGCACCAGUGGCGGCUUGGUCGGUGCUGGCGGGUGGCGGAGGAAUGGAUUGACGGAUGUGUGGGUGGAUGGGCAAGCGGGCAUGUGGGGUACGCCGGCCGGCACCUUCGUCCGAGUCCAAAAGUCUGUCGGCACAAUAUCGGGUCGCAGUGCGCGGUCUGCAUCGGCUGACAGUCCUCUGGAACCCAAUGGAACCCAAUGGGAUCCAGACUCGCACCAGGAUUUACCUCGGGAGUUAGAACAGCAGGGGGGGGAGGUCGGAGCUGGGGACGAAGGGGAGAAGGAAGAGAAGGGGAGUCAGUCCACGGAGGGGUCCUGUACGGCAGCCCCAGGGACCGGGGCAGGUGUCGCCGUUCCAGGAGACGGCGGUGGCAGCAGUACAGGCGGCGGCGAUGGCGGCGCCGGCGGAGGCACCAUGGUCCAGCCAAUGGACCCGUACCUACUGUCGUACAUGUACGGCGGCAUAGCCAGUAACGUCGGGAACAGGGCGGUAAGCGGCAGCUUGUAUGUGCCGACCCCCACAGACGCCGCUCUAGAGGCCGCCGUCGGCGUCGGAGGGUUGCCGCUGGCGCCCCCCGCAGUCCCACCGGGAUUGCAUCUUCAGGUGCGAAUGGCGUCGGCAGCGGCGCUGGUGGCGCCGUCGAAUGUACUGGCGGCGGCGGCGGCGGCGGUGCUGCCGACGGCGGCGGCGGCACCGCCGCUACGGCUGACCUCGGUCCGACAGCCGCUGUACUUGCCGCCGGCGGCGGUGGCGGCGGUGCCUGCAGUGAAUACUUCCACUCCGGCCGCCGCGGGAGAGGGCGGUCAACAAGCUGUGGUGUCGCAGUCGCCUUUGCAUUGUACGACGGGUACCGGCGCCAUCAACCCAGGUGCAGGGCUCAUGCCAUCGUCACCGCAGUCGUCACCACAGCAAUAUCAGCAGCAGAUGCAGAGGGACCUGACGGAGGGGGGAUCCCGUCACAGCCCUCUUGCCAUCCGCCCGCACCUCUACCUAAGGCCCCAGCAGGGCUCCGGUGGUGAGGCCGGCCUCGCCCUUGCCGCCGCCUCAGCUGGCGUCGUCACUGGCGCCGGCAGCAGCGCCCUCGGACGCCCAGAUCUUAGGGUAGCGCCAGUCGCGCCCAUUCUGCAUACCCAGCAACAGAUACAGAACCAGCAGGAGCGGAAUACAACGGCACUGGCCCAGAUGACCAGCUCCAGUCCUGCCGGACCGGACUUCAUGCAGCCCAGCGAACCCCGACGAACGCAAUCGGCGCUUCAACCACAAAUACCGAUGCCGUUACGCAGCAGCGGUGGCGUCGGCGCUAGCAGCCGGCCCAGCGGCAGCCAGAUGCCGUGGCCGCAGCCCGUAUCCUCACAGGCGCAGUACACUUGGCUACGACCUGCAUCAGACUCGCAAAUCCUAGGACUGCCGCUUCAGCAGCGUCAGUGGCCAACUGGUUCCCAGCCGCUGCCGCAGCCAUCACUGCUACUGCAACCGCUGCACGUGGGCGCUGUGAGCGGACCUGGACUGCGAGGGGCCGUACACCAGGUGCAGAUUGAGGACCCCCAACUUGCGACUGCGGGACGGGGUUCGGCGACGGCGGCGGUCGCGGCCGCAGCGGCAGCUGUGGCGAGGGCGGCAACAGCGGCUGAUGCACUGGGCGAUGCCGACGAUGUAGGAUACGGCGCCGUCGGAAAUGGCCAAGACGCCAUGUCCCAAGCUGGGAUGCUAGGAGGGGCUCUGGGAAGCUUCAGUAACAGUCCGUCCGGAUGGCCGGCGGCGGUGGCGGCGGCAGUGGCUGGGCCGCCGCCGGCGCCGCAGCCUCCGCUGGCGGCUACGCUUGCUGACAACAUGGAGGUGUCGGCGCUGCCACUGCCCUCAGUUGGCGGUAUUAGCUCCGUAUCUGCCAUGAUGCUGGAUGCCUGCGGAUGGGCGCCGGAGGUGGCACCGGCAGUAGGGCCGUCCGCACCCAGCGCAGAUGGUACCAUGCAGACGUCCUCCGACGAACUGGCAUCGCUGGCAGGGACCCCGCCAGCAGGCGGCCUGGGGGUCCCGCGGGCUGCCUCGGGGCUUAUUCGGUCUGCAAGUGCCGCCAUCCCGCUUGAUCCUCCGGAACACCGCCUCCAAAUGGCUGGGCCCCUGCUCCGCCAGCAAACCGCUCACCCCUUGAUGCUAACACCGCUGGCCCAGUCGUCGCAUCAGCAGCGGCAGUGGCAGCACCUGCAGCAGCCUGAUCAAUUACGCCCCUUCACGUUUAGCCAGUUGGCGCCGCGGCCGCUCCAGCAGGACUUCGGGCAGUACUUAUUGGCGUCGACCCGCGGCCUGCUGGGUCCUCCUGCCGUUACUGCAUCUACGGCUGCUGUACGGCCGCUCCAGCAGAUGCAGCUCAUGGCGAGUCAGUCCCCGAUGCCUGGCCGCCAGGCCAAGUCACCUCGGGGCAGCUGGGAGACCCGGUCGCCGGCGAUGUCGAUGCUUCGGCUGAGUCUCAACGGAGCGCUCGCUAGCGGCGGUGGUGGCGGCGAAAGUGGCGGUGGCGGUGGCCAGCCCGGCGCCGGCGCUACUGCCGCCCAUGCAGGAUUCAGCGGCAGCAGCACCACCACGUCCCAAUCAGGGAGUGCCCCUCCGCAGUUCUCUGGCCAGCUCUUGCAACCGCAGCCGCAAUCGCCAGCUGAUGGGGCCCUUGGCAUCGGGGCUGGCAUGUACUCCGGUGCUGGCGGGCAGGCCUCCACCGCACUGAACAUCGACCAGCUUGUUGUACAACAGGUCCAGGAGACCGCAGCUGCCAUUGUGUCACGAAGCCAACGAAUGAGCAGCAGCAGCCUAGCAACCGUGGGCCCUUCCAGCACCCCGCCACUCCUGACGUCACCCCAGCCCAGGCAGUCCCCAUUACCACACCCAAUUGCCACCCAACCGCUGCCUUCGGCAGCGACCACCGCUACCACUGCUAACAUCACCACCACAACCGCCGCCGUGGGCGGCGCCAUCAGCAGCCUUGGUUACGGCUCUCGGCCCACAACGCCCUACCUGGCAUCUUCUCCUACCCCGGCGGCCUCAUUCACUGGGGCGGCUGCUGCCUCGUUUGCCAUCGGCUUGGAGGGCCCCACUGCUCCCCCUGCUGUCACCGCCGCGACCACAGCCAGCGCCGGCGGCGACUGGACCUCUGUCUCCAUGGACCUGCAGCAAGGAACACCGCAACCGCCACUGCAGCGUCCGCAUGAAACGGCGGCGGCAACGCCGGCGCUGUGGAAGGGCGGCACGUCACCGGUGGCGUGGGGUCCUCAAUCCCCGGCGGCUGCGGAUGCUGCCACUGCUGCCGGUUUACCAUUAAGGCAGUACACGCAAUAUUCUCCUUGGGGACUGGGGCUGUACUGGCGCUGUACGGGAAGAUCGCCGGUUUACGUUUAUAAGCGGUUUACGUACGACUGUGAUCCAAAGCAAGGGGGUUGCCUUGAGAACUCGAAACAGUCUUCCCCGCGGAAUGCAUUCUUGGCGGCAAUAGCUGUUUUAGGAUAUGUACGUGAACGUCCUUGCGGACAUAUAUUUCCUAUUAUGGCCAAGUUCUUCGUAAUAACGCAUAUUGACAUGGCGGUAGGGGUGCCUCAAGGGCAAGGUGUGGCAGGCCCUGCUUCCCGGUUCAUCGUACCCAGUUACAUCCCCCUUUGGGCUUUGAUGCACUUGGGUGAUCUUCCUGUGACGCGGGUGGGGCUAUACAUUUCAAUUCGGUCAUCAUCAUCAUCGUCAUCAUCAUCAUCACCACCACCAUCAUCAUCAUCAUCAUCAUCAUCAUCAUCAUCAUCAUCAUCAUCAUCAUCAUCAUCAUCGUCGUCGACAUAA